This is a messenger RNA of Trichosurus vulpecula (common brushtail), 3949 nucleotides long. RefSeq names its product family with sequence similarity 126 member A (gene HYCC1). The record is from RefSeq and is a predicted model, not a curated record. The transcript has 12 exons. The coding region runs from base 237 to 1481 and encodes 414 amino acids. NCBI's taxonomy places the organism in Eukaryota, Metazoa, Chordata, Mammalia, Diprotodontia, Phalangeridae. Gene Ontology annotation, cellular component: plasma membrane. Gene Ontology annotation, biological process: protein localization to plasma membrane; phosphatidylinositol phosphate biosynthetic process.
AGAGCGGCUCGCGGCCGUGGCGGCUCCUCGGCCGGCUUCUGUGUCAGUCAGCGGAGCUGGGACGAUGGCUUGCUGGCAGUCCUGGUAGCGGGCGGGCGGAGGGAGCCGCCUGAGGAGGAGGAGGAGGAGGAGGAGGAGGAAGGGUCGAGGAGGAGGGCGGGCCGGAGCCGCUGUGACGGAGAUCCCCCGGGCUCGGGGCACUGCUCUGGUGAAAGGCUUUGAACAGAUGUGGAAAGAUGUUGACGACAGAGAAAGGGGUUGUGGAGGAAUGGUUGUCAGAAUUCAAGACACUACCAGAAACAUCUCUAUCAGAGUAUGCUGGAAAUUUGAAAGAUAAGAGUACUUUGGUUUCAUCUUUAUAUAAAGUUAUCCAGGAGCCACAGAGUGAUUUGCUUGAACCUGUGUGUCACCAGCUCUUUGAGUUCUACAGAAGUGGAGAAAAAAAGCUUCUACUCUUCACACUGCAGUUUCUCCCAGAACUGAUGUGGUGCUACUUGACUGUGUCUGCCACCCGGAAGCGGCACAGCACGGGCUGCGUUGAAGCUCUUCUUUUAGGCGUUUACAACUUGGAAAUAGUUGACAAACAGGGACAUAACAAAGUGUUGAGUUUUACAAUCCCAUCUUUAUCUAAGCCAUCAAUAUAUCAUGAACCUUCCAGCAUUGGUUCCAUGGCUCUGACAGAGAGCGCUUUAUGCCAGCAUGGUUUAUCAAAAGUUGUUUACAGUGGACCUCAUCCUCAAAGAGAGAUGUUAACAGCUCAGAAUAAGUUUGAAGUGUUGACAUUCCUUUUAUUGUGUUACAAUGCUGCCUUAACCUAUAUGCCCAAUAUCUCUCUUCAAUCGCUGUGUCAAAUUUGUUCAAGAAUCUGCAUUUGUGGAUAUCCUCGACAACAUGUAAGAAAAUACAAAGGUAUAAAUAGCAGGAUCCCAGUUUCUUCAGAAUUCAUGGUGCAAAUGUUAACAGGAGUUUAUUUUGCCUUUUAUAAUGGAGAGUGGGAUGUGGCUCAGACGGCCCUGGAAGAUGUCCUGUAUAGAGCCCAGUUGGAAUUGUAUCCUGAACCACUGCUGGUUGCUAAUGCAAUAAAGACUUCCCUGCCAGCAGUUGCCAUGAAAUCUAGUAAGGAGGGUAAAAGAUGCAUUCAGGUUGAAAUUACCCCAACUUCAUCAAGAAUAUCCAGAAAUGCAGUCACCAGCAUGUCAAUAAGAGGGCAUAGAUGGAAAAGACAUGAGCAAGAUGACGACAGUAAUGACUCUGCCGACCCGGGCAUCCUGGUCAUACCUGAGCUUAGUGUCACAAAGGUGGCCGGAGAGAGAUCCGGGAAUGGGGAAAAAAGCAAAGCCCUGGGAGAGAGUGAUGCCCAGCAUGGGCAGGGUGUGCAGGAAACGGCCCCAGACCCUAGAACUGAGAGCAAAGGCUUGCCAGAGCUCAGGAGGCAAAAGUCUGUGAGGAGAAUGAUGGAGGACGGACGGGGGCCGCUUUAGCAGAGGUCUUUCUAGCUGCCCUCCCAGGUAAUACAGAUUUAACAGGCCAAGAGGAACUAAUGGAAAUAUCUGAAGUUGAUGAAGGAUUUUAUUCCAGGGCUGCAUCUAGCACCAGCCAGACUGCCUUAUCAAACACCACCACCACCAGCAAGACCAGUUUAGGAAAGAAUCCACGAAGGUCUGGAGGAAACAGAACUGGAGGAAAAGAAAAAGAAGCCACUGGUGAAUCAGGCAGAGAGCACUCAGCUCGAAAACAAAACCCAAGAGCCCUGAGUGAGAACCUCGAGCUGCUGUCUCUGAAGAGGCUCACUCUGACCACCAGCCAGUCCCUGCCCAAGCCUGGCAGCCACAGCCUGGCCAGGACGGCCACCACCAUCUUCAGCAAGUCUUUUGAACAAGUCAGUGGCAGCACCGUCCCCCACAACCCAGGUGCUGCGGGUGGUGGAGGGACAGGGACAGAUGCCAAUAGGUUUUCUGCUUGUAGUCUGCAAGAGGAAAAGCUGAUUUACAUCUCUGAAAGAACCGAGCCACAAAUUGCAGUUAAACACCCAGCCAGCCAGCAGAGACCUCCUAGCAUCAGCAUCACCCUGUCAACCGAUUAGCAUCUGAGACAUAUCCCCACACAAGCAGUGAAUUGGGAGGUUUCCUUUCUUUUUAUGUCCUUCAUCCCUGUUUUGACAAGAAUUCACAGAUGUCUUCAAUUCUGGAAGUCAGUUGGAAUGGCAAGUAGUGUCUCCAGUGCAAUGAGUUAAAAUGUAGUUUGGCUUUUCCCUGGCUCUCCUGGCUUGAGGAUAGUCUUAUCAACCCCCAAGGGAGUCAGGGUGCAAUUCUGGCAGGUUGUCUGAUCGCUUUGGCCACAUCGUGGGUGAGGCUGACUCUUUCUGUUACUUGUAUUAUGACCUUCAGUGUAGACAGAUGUCAUUGAUUGUUGUUGAAAAGGUGAGGCAGCAGUGAAACUCCAGGAAUCCUACCACCAUUUUAGUGAGUCUGUUCUGCAAAACCAUCAGUCGUAUGAGAAACUAUGUGUAUGUGAGGGACAGCAUCAAGGGAAAUCUCUCUCAGUUGGGACCAGAGUUGGGACCUGAGCCUCAGGCCUGGGUGUGUCAUUUGAUACCAGGUCCACCCUGGAAUGUGAAUGAAGGUCUUAGCAAUACUUGGCGCCCAGCAGAGAGCUGGAUCCCACCUGUCUGAUUGCUAGUUGCUCGGUUGUGUUUUCUGCUCCAGGUUGAGCAGAUAAACCUUCGUUUCACCAUUUCCUCCAAGUUGUAAUAGGCCCUGACAUGUUUCUCCAGCUCUUCUACUUUGGAAAUUCCAGUUAAUUUGAUCCUCUAGUUAGGGGAAUGCCCUUCUGGAGAUGGCUGGAAGAUCACUGUGAAUCUCAUAGUAUUCCAGCAAAAAGAAAAGAUAUUAAAUGUCAAGAUAACUGUCAAUUUUUCCUCUUGCACAACACUGAGUUUCUAUGCAAAUAAAGGAGUUUAGAUGUUAAAAGUUUUACAACUGCACAAUGUCAUGAAAGAAAAGAAAGACCAACAGACUAUAAAAGAACAAAAGACAUUUACAUGCUAAUUGUAAUUUAGCAUGGUCAUUUUUCCUGCUUUGGGCCUAUACAUUUAAAAUCUCCACAUAGGAUCAAGUGGUUGCCUUGUGGUUGUUCCUGCCUCCUAUAAGGACUGUUUAUAUUUUAAAAUUGUCCUUAUAUUUAUUUGAACAAAAUUACCCAGAUAACCAGUUUCGCCCUAAAGCUUUUUACCUGCUACUCUCCAGAGUCUGUUCUACUAACAGUAAAAUGUCAUUUACAUAUUUCUUGCUCCCACUUUCCCCCACUUAGAUCCAAAGAAAAAUAGACAGUGACUUAGUAUGUUUUCUUUUUACCAUCUUUCCUUAAGUGUAGGUCAGAAAUAGGAGAAGACCAUGUGGGGGUUGUCCAUUAAAGUGUUGAUUUAUUUAAACUUAGGUCAAAAAUUAAUCUGUAAAAACCAAAGCACAAACUUAUGACUCUCAGCUCUGAAUGCCCCCGAGUUGGGAAUAUUAUCGAGAUUUGUUUUCUGUAGGCUUAGGCGUUAAACUUGGGGUGAGGUCUUUUGGCCUAUGGAACAGCUAAUCAACAGAGAGGUGUAUACAGGCCAGGAAAGCAGGGAGGUCUGGGUGCCAUUGUAAAUGCUUGACCAAGAUCACCAGGGAUUCCCUCCCUACUCCUAUCUGUAAGGAAAACAAAGAGCUGAAGGAUUUUUUUUCCAUAGAUGCCACAAUAUUAAUAUUCUUAAUGAAUUCAUGUCUUUAGUCUUAAUCUCAAGCAGGUUAUUACUUUUGGUGGAAUCUCAUAAGGGAAGGCCAUAUAGAUUAGGAAAGCUUUAGCAGUUGGUGCCCCACCCUGUAAAUGUGCAGAAAGCACAUUUUCACCCUGUCCUGAAGCCUUAUUUUGCUGUUAGGGAUAACAGUGCAAAUCAAUCACUGGGCUAAUGACUGGA